Cercocebus atys (sooty mangabey) is the source of this 381-nucleotide messenger RNA. Its product is annotated as keratin-associated protein 9-9. The record is from RefSeq and is a predicted model, not a curated record. The transcript has a single exon. NCBI's taxonomy places the organism in Eukaryota, Metazoa, Chordata, Mammalia, Primates, Cercopithecidae. Bases 1 to 381 code for a protein of 126 amino acids. Gene Ontology annotation, cellular component: keratin filament.
AUGACCCACUGUUGCUCCCCUUGCUGUCAGCCUACGUGCUGCAGGACCACCUGCUGCAGGACCACCUGCUGGAAGCCCACCUGUGUGACCACCUGCAGCAGCACACCCUGCUGCCAGCCCUCCUGCUGUGUGUCCAGCUGCUGUGGCCAAACCAGCUGUGGGUCCAGCUGUGGCCAGACCAGCUCCUGUGCACCGGUCUACUGCAGAAGAACCUGCUACCACCCCACAUGUGUCUGCCUGCCUGGUUGCCUAGACCAGAGCUAUGGAUCCAGCUGUUGCCAGCCCUGCUGCCGCCCAGCCUGCUGUGAGACCACCUGUUGCAGGACCACUUGCUUCCAGCCCACCUGUGUGUCCAGCUGCUGCCAGCCUUCUUGCUGCUGA